AUGUUGUAUUGUCUCUACACAGACGAUGAACACAACAGUCGUCACAACCUGAUUGUGGAGCUUAUGGAAAUGCACAACAAGGAAGUCAUCCCCAAGACGCCCGUGAAUGUCUCCUAUAGCCUGUCACUUUUCUCGAUCGACGGUGUGGACGAGAAGGACAAUAUCCUCCGAAUUUCGGCUUUCGCAACUUUGUAUUUCACCUGUUUAUUUAGGGUUGUGGAGGCAGAUGUCCCUUUGGUGGCGCAUUUCGAUGGGACUAUCAGUUACUUCCUUCCACUGCAAAUAGCCAUACCGUGCCCUUUUAACUUCAAGGACUUUCCGUUCGAUGUCCACACCUGCGACCUUCGACUGGAAUCCUGGAGCCAUCCCGGUUCCGCGAUCAAUCUGACUAUCCUAGAAGAUGCAGUAUCUACCUUAUUCUACCAUCGUGAAAACAGCCAGUGGGAGGUCCAGUCCUUCAAAGUGAAUAGGACAGUGGUUGAGUAUGAGGAUUACACCACCACGCAGUUCAUCACUCUGUCGUACCGCAUCCAAAUCAAACGCACAGUGAAGGAGUACACGGUCCGCUUUGUGGCGCCCUCUGUCAUCACAUCGCUUCUGAUCCUGCUGUGUUUUCUCAUCCCUCCACUCUCUGGUGGGAGGAUGGUUCUCUGCUCCGUCGUCAUCCUCGGCCUCUUGCUUCAACUCUUCCACCUCAACCAGACCGUGCCCAUCCACGGCUCCGACGCCCCCUUCAUGGCUCAAUUUCUCACUUUCAGCGUGUUUCUGGCCGUCUUUGCAGCCGUUGAGAGUGUGGUGUCAAUGAAUCUCUCCAGUUGGGGAACCUUGAGUGGGAGUGGCAACAACAACAGUAACGCCCCCAAAGACGGGGAGGAGCUUGUGGCGCAACCCAAGCCAAAUUUGUUCCUGAUGCAACUCGCUCGAAUCAUCGACUUGGUCUGCUUCGUCGUCUUCACCGUCAUCUUUGCUAUCGGUGGGGGCAUCAUACUCAAUCCUUAAACGGAGUAGAGAGGAAUGCGUGACACUUCAAACAGCACACAACCGGCACAUUGUAAAUUAAACCUUGAAAUCGGGGACAUUAAUGUUCUCGAUCUGUCGUGAUUAUAGGAAUAGUAUCAAAAAUGCUUCCCCAAUGCCAUACAGUUGCAUAUCACUGAGACACUCUGCAUUGUUGCUCAUCUAAACCCUUCUAUACAGGGUGAGUAAAAAAAAAUGA
Patiria miniata (bat star) is the source of this 1216-nucleotide messenger RNA. RefSeq names its product neuronal acetylcholine receptor subunit beta-2-like. Lineage: Eukaryota; Metazoa; Echinodermata; Asteroidea; Valvatida; Asterinidae. Gene Ontology annotation, cellular component: membrane; neuron projection; synapse. The record is from RefSeq and is a predicted model, not a curated record. The transcript is spliced from 4 exons. Gene Ontology annotation, molecular function: transmembrane signaling receptor activity; neurotransmitter receptor activity; extracellular ligand-gated monoatomic ion channel activity. The coding region runs from base 1 to 999 and encodes 332 amino acids. Gene Ontology annotation, biological process: signal transduction; chemical synaptic transmission; regulation of membrane potential.